Messenger RNA from Schistosoma margrebowiei, 1861 nucleotides. The record is from the annotation of a GenBank genome assembly. NCBI's taxonomy places the organism in Eukaryota, Metazoa, Platyhelminthes, Trematoda, Strigeidida, Schistosomatidae.
CCGGGUGGUAAUAUUUGUUUAGAACCGCUAUUUACCCGAUUACUUGUUUUGAUUUUGACGGGCAAGGGCGCGUGUCUGACGUACCUGGACGGCUAUUCAUCUAUCCAAACCGUAGUUUGGAUUCUACAGUUCUAAACAAAUAUUAAUUGGUCGAAGUCGUUUGGCAACCGUUUGCGGAUUUUGAUUAUCGUUUCUGGAAAUAUUUGGUCAUUUCGCUUAUGAUGCCAACUAAUCGUCGAAGGAAAUCAAACUCAAAGUUCGUUGAUGUUCAUGAAGAAUCCACUAUUAUCAAGCAAGUACCUUUUGAUGUCCUUAAGUGUCAUGGUCCAUACUCGAAUAGGGUUGAUCAUCAUGGUAGUGACUCUAGUCUUAAUUCGAUGACAGAUGACGUGAAAAAUUUUAGUUUAAAGGAGAAGCAAGGGCUUGAAUCAACAGAAAAGAGCGUUUUGCCCAUUACGCCUGUUGUUGGUCUAGAACUACCAAGGGUUGAGUUAAGUUAUUUCGACGGUCAACCAAGAGGUUAUUGGAAGUUUUUAAGGGAGUUCGAGACUUACGUCGAAUCGAGGGUCAAGGAUGAUGGUCAACGCUUGCUCUAUUUAAUACAUUAUUGUAAAGGUAAAGCGAAUACAGCCAUUGAGGGUUGUGUUAUGUUGGAAGCCUCUUCUGGUUACAAGAAGGCCAAAGAAAUUCUAAAACGGUUGUUCGGGCAGGCGCAUGUAAUUGCUCGGAAAACUUUAGAGGACUUAUUCAAAACUGCAAAUGUUGAUCACAGUGAUCCUGAGCAACUGACAAAUCUAGCUAUAAGGAUGGAAGAUUGUUCUAUGGUUUUGAAUCAGAUGAAGUAUACGGCCAACUUAAAUUCUCUAAUUACUUUGGGGAGAAUAGUAAAACUCUUACCUCAAGUUAUGCAAGCCCAGUGGGCGGACUGGGUUGAUGAAUUGACGGAAGAUAAUAGAGAACCGAUGUUUAACGAGCUUACCCAAUUUAUAGCAUCCCGCGCGAGAGUAGCUAAUAGUAGGUUUGGACGGUUAGCGAAUCGUCCGAGAAAGGGACACAACUUAAAGACCAAUUGUCACUUACAAUUGGAACAGGAGAAUAAUUCGAGAGAAAGGACUAAAUGCAGUGUGUGUUCCCAGGACCAUGCUAUCUUUAAAUGUCCAAGAUUUUUAGCGCUUACCGUUCAAGAGAGAUGGUCUCACGCAAAAGUUAAUGGCAUUUGUUUCGUCUGCCUUAGGCAAGGGCAUAAAGUCAAUGAAUGUAAGCUGGCAAAACGUUGUAACGUUAAUGGUUGUGAGAAGAAACACCAUUCUUUGCUGCACAGCGAAAAUGAUAAACCUGGUAUCUCGAAUUGUUGCGGAUAUACUAAGUCACUAAUCAGUCAAGUGUGUUUAGGAAUGAUUCCCGUACGGUUGAAAUCGCAAAAAGCCGAGAUUGUGGGUUAUGCUCUAUUGGACAACGGUUCUGAUGUGACACUGAUAAAAUCAAACUGUUUGAGGUCUCUCUGGCUGAGCGGAGACCAAGCAUCAGUGGUAGUUGAGACUGUGGGCGGUGAUAGAACAAUGAAGGUCACGAGUGCGCCUUUCGAGGUAUAUUCUUUAGAUCGAUCUGAACAUGAUACGAUUGAAGGAGCUCUGAUUGUAGCACGUAUACCAGGUCAUAAGCCAACAAAGUCAGCAAUGAACAACCUAGUUAAGUGGCCGCAUUUAAGUGAUGUGCCAAUAGAUAGCCUAGACUCUGAAGAAGUUUUACUGUUGAUUGGUUGCGACGUACCCGAAGCACAUUGGGUGUUAUACCAACGGUUGGGUGGAAGGAAGAACCCGUACGCUGUGAAAACGUUGCUGGGUGGACGGUUUUUGGACCU